Candida albicans SC5314 is the source of this 2667-nucleotide messenger RNA. RefSeq names its product replication factor C subunit 1 (gene RFC1). NCBI's taxonomy places the organism in Eukaryota, Fungi, Ascomycota, Pichiomycetes, Serinales, Debaryomycetaceae. Gene Ontology annotation, cellular component: DNA replication factor C complex; nucleus. The record is from RefSeq and is a predicted model, not a curated record. Gene Ontology annotation, biological process: DNA repair; DNA replication. Gene Ontology annotation, molecular function: ATP hydrolysis activity; DNA binding; ATP binding. The transcript is spliced from 2 exons. The coding region runs from base 1 to 2667 and encodes 888 amino acids.
AUGGUAAACAUCAGUGAUUUUUUCAAAAAUAAUUCUCAAUCGGGUUCUAAACGUAAGGCACAAAGUGCAACUUCACUGAAUCCGACUAAAAAAGCCAAACCUGCAGCUCCCCAAGCAGAAAGAGAAGUUAUUGUCUUGGAUGAUGAGGAUGACGACGAUGAUGAUGUGCAAGUAAUUUCUAAACCUGCAAAGAAGGAAACAGAUAGAAGACCCACAAAAAGAAAAGCAUCCGCAAUCAAUGAUGAAGAUGACGAUGAUGAUGACACGCGUAACAAGCUGCAUGUCCAAAGAUCACCAAAGAAAGAGACAGCGUCUUCGGUACCGAAAGCGUCACCGAAAAAGAAGACUUCUUCAACAUUAAAAUCCACUGCAGCUACCAAAAAAUCCAAAGUGCCAGCAGGUGGUGAAUCUACUGCUGACACAGCUCAAGAGAUUUUAGCAACUAUCCCUGAUGCAGAAUUACCAGAAAUUGACCCUACGAAAAAGGUUAACUUCUUUGCUCUAAAUGCAGCACGUAACGAGACAACACAAACUUCAGUAGAGCUUCCAGAGGCACAACCAAAUUGUUUGACAGGGUUAACAAUUGUUUUCACUGGUCAGAUGCCUAAUUUAGAUCGUGGUACUGCAGAGCAAACCGCAAAACAGUACGGUGCUAAAGUAACCAAAUCAAUUCUGGGUAAAACAAGUUUAGUUGUACUUGGAACAGAUGCUGGUCCUUCAAAAGUUCAGAAAAUCAAGCAACACAAAAUCAAAGCAAUUGAUGAGGCGGGAUUUAUUAAAUUGUUGGAACUGAUGCCUGCUGAUGGAGGAUCGGGUGCAGCAGCAGAAGCAGCCAAAUUGAAACGUGAACAAGAAGAAGCUAAAAUCAUUGAACAAGCAAAGGAGGAAGAGAGAAAAGAAAGAGAGGCUGAAAAAGCUAGAGUCGCAGAAAGAGUCAAAGCGACAGUCAACACCAAAGGUGAAACAUUUGGUUUCCAGAAGAAAGAAGUUGCCCCUCAAGAUAAAUUGUGGACAGAUAGACAUGCUCCAACCGAUCUCAACCAAUUGUGUGGUAAUAAAGGACAAAUCCAAAAGUUGAAAAGUUGGUUGGAAAAUUGGUUUGACAAUCAGGCAAGGGGGUUCAAGGGAAAUGCAUCGGAUCCAGAUUCUUUCCGAGCAGUUUUGAUCAGUGGACCACCAGGGAUUGGUAAGACCUCUGCUGCACAUUUAGUUGCCAAAAGUCUUGGGUUUGACAUUAUUGAAAGAAACGCGUCAGAUGUUCGUUCCAAAUCUUUGUUAAACGCCAAUGUUAAAUCGAUUUUAAACAACACAUCAGUUGUUGGAUACUUUAAACAUCGUGGUGAUACUGAGAAAAAUUCAAACAACAAAAGAUUCUGUAUAAUUAUGGAUGAAGUUGACGGUAUGUCGAGUGGGGAUCAUGGUGGAGCAGGGGCAUUAUCUCAAUUCUGUAAGAUUACAAGCAUGCCAAUGAUCUUGAUUUGUAACGACAAGUCCUUGCCUAAAAUGAGAACAUUUGAUAGAACUACUUAUGAUUUGCCAUUCAGAAGACCAAGUGAGAACGAGGUCAAGAGCAGAUUAAUGACUAUUGCAUUUAGAGAAAAAGUCAAGUUGGAUCCAAGUGUUAUUGGACAAUUGGUACAGGCAACUUCGAAUGAUAUUAGACAAAUGAUCAAUUUGUUAUCAACUGUUUCUAAAACACAAAAGCAAAUUGGUGCAAACUCAAUGAAAGAAGUUAAAGAAAGUUGGCAGAAGCAGGUUGUAUUGAAACCUUUUGAUAUUGCUGGCAGAUUAUUGAAUCUGGGUAUAUGGUCAGAUCCAAGACUGUCGUUAAAUGACAAAUUAAAUUUGUAUUUUAAUGAUUUUGAUUUUUCUCCGUUAAUGAUUCAAGAAAACUAUUUGAUAACUAAUCCAAGAUUACCUGGUAAACAAAUUGAACUUGUUGCUACGGCAGCAGAGGACAUCAGUAUAUCUGAUACUGUUAACUCAUUAAUAAGAUCGGGUGAACAACAAUGGAGCUUGUUACCGUUUCAUGGUAUUAUGUCUACUGUCAAACCUAGUUACGAGGUAGCAGGUCAAAUUACCGGUCGAUUGAACUUUAGCAGUUGGUUAGGACAGAAUUCAAAGCAGAUGAAAUAUCAAAGAAUGCUACAAGAAUUGCAGUACCAUACAAGGGUAAGAACUUCAACCACCAAGCAAGAAUUGCGUCUCGAUUAUUUGGAUGCAUUGUGGCAAAAAAUAGUCAAACCCCUUUGUGACAGUGGAGAAGAUGGAUUUGACGAAGCAAUUGAAACUAUGGAUGAAUAUUAUUUGACAAAAGAAGAUUUUGAUAAUAUCGGUGAUAUGAUCAAACAAGAUUUGAAAUUACCUACACAAUCCAAGUCCGCGUUUACCAGAAAAUACAAUAGUAUGAUGCAUCCAACCAUUAUUUUCAAAACUGGUAAUUCUUUGAAUGUUGGUGGUAAAAGAGCUGCAGCACCUAAAGUUGAUUUUGAAGAUGUAAUUGAUGAUGAUAUGGAGGAUGUUCCAGACGAUGAUGAGGAUCAAGAUAGUGAUAAAAUUGACACUAAAAAAGACAAGUUGAUCAAAGUGGUUCCCGUUGGAAAAUCAAAGUCAAAAUCAAAAUCAAAAGCGUCUACUGUGCCAGCAAAGAAAAAACAAAAGAGAUAA